Molecule: messenger RNA, 1737 nt
Organism: Cryptomeria japonica (Japanese cedar)
Lineage: Eukaryota; Viridiplantae; Streptophyta; Pinopsida; Cupressales; Cupressaceae
Product: disease resistance protein RFL1-like
Exons: 2
Coding region: 1-1737 (578 amino acids)
Biological process (GO): defense response to fungus
Molecular function (GO): ADP binding
Source: RefSeq, a predicted model, not a curated record
AUGUUCCAGAGGUAUCGGACGCACCUGAAGCUCGGCCAAACUUUUAGCCACGAGACACAAACGCUACGGCCCCCGGCUGUGAACGAGUGGUUGAAAAAACUCGAUUCGCUUGUCAGACAGGCCGCCGAUGUUGCAGAGCAGUGUUGCAUACGCUUACCGACUAAUAAUGUGAUUUCUCGCUACCGCAUGAGCUUGAGGAUACGGGAAAUCAUUGCAAGCGUUGAAGAGCAUCUGAAGCAGGUUGCUUUGAUUGGUAUAACGACCAUGCUUGCCAGCAAUGAGGAGCUCGGGCGAGGUCUCCAACGUAUUGAACAAAAAUUGGACGAUCUCGGCACUGCAGCCACCUCGUCGAAUUAUCCAACAGCAACACAGAGGUUUCAGCCAGUGAACGAACCCCUUAUUGUGGGACAAGAUGAUGUGUUUUCUAAGCUGCGGGAGAAAUUAAUAGAUGAAGGGGAAGGGCUAACUUGCCUGGGAGUGGUUGCCAUGGGCGGAGCUGGCAAAACUCUGCUUUUGAAAACUGUGUUCAAUAGUAAAGAGGUGCAGGAUAGUUUUAAGCAGGAUCUGGUGCUUUGGCUCACGGUGUCACAUAAUCCUUCUCUUUCUGCUCUCGCCCGUCACCUUGGAAGGCAAAUUGCUCUGCAAAUCAAUCAGCUGUUUGAUGAAGGAGGCGGCCAAGACGAUUAUGUGAAGCGGUGGAUCUAUGAAAAGAUGAAAAGCAGGAGGUUUUUGCUGUUCCUGGACGAUGAUUGGGAAAACAGCAGCGACGGUUUGCUGGAGCCUGGAGGCGUUGGGCGUGCCGGUUGUAACGGUCGGCACCUGCAAACUGGUAGUGAGCGCCAGGGACAGAAAAGUUUUGGGAAAAUUAGGAACAAGCUUAAUCCGGAUGUGGAGAACAAGCUUUACAACCGUUUGAGGCUCAGCUACGAUGCUCUGGCCAGGUACAAUCCUCAUCUACAACUGUGCUAUCUUUACAUAGGUGCCUUUAAGGAAGAUGAAUUUAUGUAUGUGGAGGAUCUCAUUAACUUGUGGAUUGGGGAAGGACUAGUUACAACCAAUCGCCCAGGUUACGAUCCCUUGGAAAUUGGGCGGGCUCAAGUAAAUGUGCUCUUAGAUCGUUGUCUAAUCGAGGGCAGCGUAAUGGAUGCGGACGGGCAGGUUAUGGUAUGUUCCAUGCACGAUGUGCUGCAUGAUUUAGCUCUGCAGAUAGCGGAGUUGGAAGAGAAUUGUUUGUACAGGGCGGGCAAAAACCUACAGUUGUUUCCAGAAAAUGAGUGCAAGGGGCAAAGCAGGAUUUCCUUGAUGGAGAACAAUUUUGCCUCUGUUCCGGAUUCAUUCGAGGGUGGACAAGUCCUUUCCAUGCUGCUGUCCGAGAACAAGAACCUCACAAUUUUUUCUGCGCGAGCCAUGGCCACAAUGACUCGGGUUCGAGUUCUGGACCUUGGAGGCACGUCAAUUCAGGAGCUACCUUCCAGCUUUGGACGCAUGAAACAGCUUGUUUGCUUGCGGUUGGCCCGCCUGCCAAUUAACAAAUUGCCUGAAAGCAUCACCGAGCUAAACAAGCUUCAGAUCCUGGAUCUUUCCACCUGCAAUCAACUGGAAUGCUUGCCCUCGGGGAUUGGUAAACUUGUCUCUUUGAAGUACUUGGACUUCUGCUACUGUCAGCGUCUGCAGUCUUUACCCUCUGGGAUUUCCAGGCUUCUGUCUCUUCAGUAUUUGCGAUCGGAAGGAUGUUGA